This is a messenger RNA of Lycium barbarum (goji berry), 516 nucleotides long. Its product is annotated as miraculin-like. Gene Ontology annotation, molecular function: endopeptidase inhibitor activity. The record is from RefSeq and is a predicted model, not a curated record. NCBI's taxonomy places the organism in Eukaryota, Viridiplantae, Streptophyta, Magnoliopsida, Solanales, Solanaceae. The transcript has a single exon. The coding region runs from base 1 to 516 and encodes 171 amino acids.
AUGUUACGAGCGGGAGCUAAUUAUUAUGUCCAACCGAUUUAUCCUGACGAGGCCUGGGGAUUUGAACUAGCCAGCAUUAACAAUCAUCACAAACCAUGCCCACUGGGCAUAGUUCAAGAAGACUAUUACCCUGGCACCCCACUGCUAUUUUCAUCCGCGAAUCCUAAAAAGAGCAUUAUUCGCUUGUCCACCGACUUGAACAUUGACUAUAACUUGUCCUACACAGUGUGUACUAAGUCCAAUGAUGUCAUCUGGACCGUGGGCCCUUACGAUCGACGGGCCAAAAGUUACUUUUUAGUACUUGGCGGAGUGAAAGAAAAUCCUGGUCGAGAGACGAUAAAGAACUGGUUUAAGAUUGAGGUGUUUGGUGAUAAUUAUAAGAUUAGGUAUUGCCCAUCGGUGUGCAGUGAUUGCAAGGUAAUGUGCAAGGAUGUUGGCGUAAUUGAAUUUAAUGGGCAGAAGCGUUUGGGUUUAAGUGAUGUUCCGGUUGAGGUGAAGUUUGUGAAGGACGCAUGA